AACUUUAAAAAAUGGCGGACGAUUCACAGGCAUUGAUGAACAAUAAACACCGAAGAUAACAAUGUAAUUUUAUCAAGUUUUGUAGCGAUAUAUUUAGUUUUGGUGAAUGCACUGCUCUCAGCAACUACUUAAGAAAAAGAAUGUCGUCUAAAGCACGCUCGUAUGACAGUGGAACUCUUGAAAAUCAGUUUCUUCUUCGCCUCCCUCAGAAACAAGGGAAUUUUCUUAGACAUGCCAUCAAUGCUGGAACACUGAAGGAUAAACUUUCAAUUGAGUUUCAAGGUGAUUACAGACAUGCAACUGUCAGGGUYAAUGGAAAGGCAUUAUCCAGUAAGCUAGUAGAUGUACCAUGCGUCAUUGAAUCUCAUAAGACUCUUGAUGGAAAAAGUUUUUAUAAAGCGGCUGAUAUAUGUCAGAUGCUGCUGUGUACUGAUGCUGAUAAUGACAGUCCAGGAGAUCAAGAUGCUAAACAUUCACACAAAAAAGAGACAAAGAAAUUCAUUUGGAAUCAUGGAAUAACUCCACCUCUUAAAAACAGUAGAAAAAGACGAUUUAGAAAAAUGGCAAAGAAAAAGGUAUCAGAAUCACCGGAAACAGAAAAAGAAGUUAAAAGAAUUUUGAGAACAGAUCUCAGUGCUGCUACUGUYACAUUUGAAGUUAUUAACGAUGAAGAAAAGCCAGACGAAUCUAGGAAUCUUAGUCUUCCAUCUGAUGCAGACUUAUCAGGAAUUCAUUCACCAUCUUCCUCAAAGAAUGACUUGUCACAAAUAGCAAAUAACAGUGACGAUGAAGAACGAAAUGCACUCCUCAAACUGCUACAAGAAGCCAGUAGUGACGAGGACGAUGAUGAAGUAGAGCAAAGCCAAGAAAAUGAMGAUGACGAUGAUGUUGACGUGGAAGGUGAUGAAAAUGAAGAAUUUGACACUGGUUUAAAGUCACAGAUUGAGGAUGCAAAGGAAAAGCUAGAUGAAAUCAGGAGCUCAAAAGCCCAACAAAUCGCUAGAGUUAAUGGAGCAGACAAUCCAUUCUUAAAGGAACGAUUUCAGAAAAUCUUGGAAGGUAUUCUUGUCCAAGAGAAAGAACAGCAACAAGAGCUUGAGAAACUUGAGAAAGAGCUUCUUGAAACAAGUGCUUAAACAGCUAGAAGAGUCAAUGUACAGUCUUUUGUCUAGAUGAUACCAGCUUGAAGAUCAAGACUAUAGUACCUUAAAGACAGUACUAUUCAUAUUGACACACAUUGAAUCAUUCGUACUUUCUGAUAUAAAACACCCCUUGCUACAACACGUCUUACUUCAUCAACUUAGUCUGGUUAGCAGUUACAGUUCUUCCUCUAUGAAAAGGGGCUUUCCAAAGUGGUUGAAAAGAGUUUUUCCAUUAAGAAAGGGUAAAUAGAGGGUAGAGAUGGAAAUUGGGAGUUUUUAUCACAGUAGCCUGAYAUAUAUAAGACGGUACAUUGUAAUCAUUGAAUGGUUGGCUGCAAUAGAGGUUUCACGGUAUUUCAAGAUGUUAUAUAUGCUGUGCACCAAAGUGCAACUGAUA
Molecule: messenger RNA, 1539 nt
Organism: Exaiptasia diaphana
Lineage: Eukaryota; Metazoa; Cnidaria; Anthozoa; Actiniaria; Aiptasiidae
Product: transcription initiation factor TFIID subunit 7
Exons: 12
Coding region: 141-1136 (331 amino acids)
Biological process (GO): RNA polymerase II preinitiation complex assembly; transcription initiation at RNA polymerase II promoter
Cellular component (GO): transcription factor TFIID complex
Molecular function (GO): RNA polymerase II general transcription initiation factor activity
Source: RefSeq, a predicted model, not a curated record